Messenger RNA from Synchiropus splendidus (mandarinfish), 2819 nucleotides. Its product is annotated as vang-like protein 2. NCBI's taxonomy places the organism in Eukaryota, Metazoa, Chordata, Actinopteri, Syngnathiformes, Callionymidae. Gene Ontology annotation, biological process: multicellular organism development; establishment of planar polarity; Wnt signaling pathway, planar cell polarity pathway. The transcript is spliced from 8 exons. The record is from RefSeq and is a predicted model, not a curated record. Gene Ontology annotation, cellular component: plasma membrane. The coding region runs from base 387 to 1964 and encodes 525 amino acids.
GAAGCAGAGGCGGGGUCAGCGCGGAGCAGAGGCGGGGCGCACGGACCAGAGGCUGGGUGGAAAGAAAGUGGAAAGUGAGAGAAAUACCUCAAUGGACCUUCAGAACUAAAUCCUGGCGUCCUGGUCACUCUCCUGUCUCCCUCUCCUCUUCCUGCUCCUCUCUUCGGCCUCCCCCGCUCUCCCCCUUCUCUCCCUCCCCCUCCGCGUCGGCCUCCAAGAUAGAUUCCCUCAGGAGCAAAGUUGACCUGCUCAAGCUGCCGCUGCCGCUCUCGGGGAAGUCCAUCUCCGAGCGCAAGAGUCAGCUGGGAGGCGUCGGGCGGCAGUGCGGCCCGGGCGGAGGAGGCGGAGGCGGGGCUCGUAAAGCCCGCUCACCCCCGACCCGAGACAUGGACAACGAGUCGCAGUACUCGGGCUACUCCUACAAGUCGUCCCACUCCAGGAGUUCGCGCAAACACAGGGAGCGGCGGGAUCGGCAUCGCUCGAAAAGCCGAGAUGGAAGCAGCCGCGGAGACAAGUCGGUGACCAUCCAGACCCCAGGAGAGCCGCUGCUGGACGCCGAGUCCACCCGAGGAGAGGAACGGGAUGACAACUGGGGCGAGACCACCACCGUGGUCACGGGCACCUCGGAACACAGCAUCUCCAACGAAGACCUGACCCGCCUCACCAAAGACCUGGAGGAGUCCACGCCGCUGGAGUGCAAGCGCUUCAUCGGGCCGGCGUUGGGAGGCAUCCUGAGCUUCUUUGCUCUGGUGACGCCGCUGGCCUUCCUCAUCCUGCCGCAGGUCCUGUGGCGAGACUCCCUGGAGGCCUGUGGGACCCCCUGCGAGGGUCUGUACGUCUCUCUGGCCUUCAAGCUGCUGGUACUGCUCAUCUCCUCUUGGGCUCUGUUCCUGCGGCCACCACGGGCCACCCUGCCCCGCUUCUUCGUCUUCCGCUGCCUGCUGAUGGUUCUGGUCUUCCUCUUCGUGGCCUCGUACUGGCUCUUCUACGGGGUCCGGGUGCUAGAGCCCCGCGAGCGAGACUACAGGGGCAUCGUAGAGUAUGCUGCGUCGCUGGUGGACGCACUGCUGUUCAUCCAGUACCUGGCCCUGGUGCUGCUGGAGGUCCGACACCUGCAGCCCGCCUUCUGCCUCAAAGUGGUCCGGAGUACAGACGGAGCCAGCCGGUUCUACAACGUGGGUCAUCUCAGUGUCCAGCGAGCUGCCGUCUGGGUUUUGGACCGAUACUAUAAUGACUUUCCUGUGUACAACCCAGCGCUGGUCAACCUGCCCAAGUCCAUCCUGUCCAAGAAGAUGACGGGGUUCAAAGUUUACUCUCUGGAUGAAAACACCACCAACAACUCCACGGGUCAGUCUCGGGCCAUGAUCGCCGCUGCUGCUCGCCGGAGAGACAACUCCCACAACGAGUUCUACUACGAGGAGGCUGAGAUGGACCGCAGAGUCCGCAAGCGCAAGGCUAGGCUGGUGGUGGCGGUGGAAGAAGCCUUCACGCACAUCAAGCGUCUGCAGGAAGAAGAGAUGACGUCGUCCCCCAAACACCCCAGAGAGGUGAUGGAUCCCCGAGAGGCAGCUCAGGCCAUCUUCGCCCCGAUGGCACGGGCCAUGCAGAAGUACCUGAGGACCACCCGGCAGCAGGCCUUCCACAGCAUGGAGAGCAUCCUGACGCACCUCCAGUUCUGCAUCACCCACAACAUGACGCCCAAGGCCUUCCUGGAGCGCUACCUCACGCCGGGUCCUACCAUGCAGUACCAGCAGCAGAACGGCAGGGGGCGCCAGUGGACGCUGGUGAGCGAGGAGCCGGUGACGUCAGCGCUGCGCCAGGGCCUUGUCUUCUCUAUGCGGCGCCUGGACUUCUCCCUGGUCGUCACGGUGACGCCGCUGCCCUUCCUGCGUCUGAGCGAGGAGUUCGUGGACCCCAAGAGCCACAAGUUCGUGAUGCGGCUUCAGUCCGAGACGUCAGUCUGAUGCGCCGGGAGCCCACCCGCCACGAGGCUUCCUCAAACGUCUCAAGACUUUUUUUUCAGCCAUGUGACCACUGGACUAUUUUAAAGCGCUGACUCAACAUCAGCGCGACGUCAUCACUUCCUGUGAAGCAGAACGCAGACUUCCUGUUUAUAAACUCGUCUUCUAACUGAGAAUGUAGCGCUGGAUUGACACCUUCUUCUUUGAAUCUCUUUUGGAGGGACAUUCCGGAGUGGGCGUGGCCGAUGCUCCACUGACUCUUGUGUCCAAAUAUGCAGCUUUUGUUAAUCCACCAGUCGUGUGUUGACAUUUUAUAACUCAAGUAACCGACUAAAACUUUCACCAGACUCACGCACCGCUCAUCCAUCAACCCUUGUUCUGCUGCCUUAAAGUCAUUUUCCCAUUUCAGUUCACGCCUCUGCCUUCAGGGAAAAGCAAGAUUUAUUAGGAAACGGUUCCACUUUUAACGGUUGUUCACACCGGUCGGCCUUAAAACGCUGUGGAACGCUCAACAGAAAAGAAGAAGAAAUGUUGCUUUUUUACUAUUUUUUUACAUCAUUGUCGCCAUUCUUUGCUCACCCAACCUGGGCCGCGUCCACACGACUACAUUUUAAAGACACUUGAACACUAAACGCUCAUCAUCUGCCUUAAAACAUAAAAACGGCCAUCAUUUUUUUUUAAUUUCUUAAUAUCACCAGUCAUCACCCAAAAAUAUAUGGAAGAAUAAUCCAUUGAUUUACUGACUGCUGCUAAACAUGGACGCGUCCACACCAUUGCAUUUUUCACUUUUGUACUAAACAUUUUUGACGCCUUACUUUGACACAAACGUGAAUGGAAUGUAAAGUGGUCAAUGAUCAA